CACAAAUCUAUAACUCUUUUUUAAAAAAAAAUAUUGAAGGUUCUAUAGUGAUGAAUGGCUACUUGGUGAUCAAUCUAGAAUUGCUCCUCAUAGAGAUGGUGAAGUAUCUCGAGAGAGAAUGAAGUGCUUUCGUAGAUUAUUUGCACUUAACGAUGAUGUUGGUAAAGUGAUGGAAGAAUAUGCUCAAUUCUCUAUGAAGAGUGGACCUUUUGAGGAUUUAACUUGUAUCGCAAGGAUGCAUUCUAUGGAUCCUAAGAGUUGGUGGGUAAACAUUGGAGCUCAAACUCCUCUCCUCCAAUCUUUGGCAUUUAAAGUGCUUGGGCAACCUACUUCAUCAUCUUGUAGUGAACGAAAUUGGAGUACAUAUGCCUUCAUUCACUCACUUAGGAGGAAUAAGCUAAAUCCAAGUCGUGCCCAAGAUUUGGUUUUCAUUCACAACAAUCUUCGCCUUUUAUCAAGGAAUUCCGAAGAAUAUGCGGAGCUUUAUACAAAGAUGUGGGAUGUUGGUGGAGAUGCAUUUGAUUCCUUGGAGGAUGUUGGGUUUCUAGAGUUUGCGGAACUCUCACUAGAUGAGCCGGAUUUAGAAAAUGUGUUGCUCGUUGAAGAUUGAUGUGCUUUGUCUAAGUUUUAUCUAUUAUAAGACAUUAAAUUUAGUUAUUGUGUUUUUGUUAUUUUGAACUUUGAACUAUUUAUUGUGUUUUUGUUAUUUUGAACUAUUUUUAUGUAUGGAUGUUUAAUUUAGCUAAAUUCUUGUUUUUUUUUUUUUUUUUUGCCGAAUCCAUGCCGUACCCGUUUUUUGCAUUUUUUAUUUUG
Molecule: messenger RNA, 813 nt
Organism: Spinacia oleracea (spinach)
Lineage: Eukaryota; Viridiplantae; Streptophyta; Magnoliopsida; Caryophyllales; Amaranthaceae
Exons: 1
Coding region: 119-610 (163 amino acids)
Molecular function (GO): protein dimerization activity
Source: RefSeq, a predicted model, not a curated record